GUUGUUUUGUUACCCAAGAGAUUUUUUGCGGCCCAAGAUGCGUUCCAGCUUACUUCGUUUAUUGAAUCAUCAAAGGAUUCGCCAUCCUUUACUGGCACGUGGCAAGAGCACCAAGGUAACCACCCACUCCACUGCAUCAGCUGCGUCAUCGGCCAAUAGUCAGCGGGAGCAUGCGACACCAGCGGCAACCGGCGACAAGGGUAAUGGUGACGUCCAAGUGGAUGAGCAACAACAGCAUAAAUUGCCAACCCGUGAGCCACUUGUGAAGAACUUCUUCAUCGGAUCAGUGGACAAAGAGCUUUUGGCAUAUCCGGAGGUUAUAUUUCGCGAAGAGAUGACAAACUUGCAGAAUGCACUUUUACCACUGAAAAACUAUUUCGAGGAGUCCAAGGAUCACCAGCAGGGUCAGAACUUUAAGCAAUUGGGUCUCUAUGGUUUGAAUGUACCCACCGAAUACGAUGGAGGACGAGGUUACGGAUGGAGUGCCAGCUUAAUGGCCAGUGAACCGGACUCAGAGCAAACCAAUUUGGCUUUGGAAUUGCAAACGCAUCGCGUGGUUGUAGAUUUGCUAAGAGAUGUUGGUUCAACGCAACAGCAGGAACGUUAUUUGAGUGCUCUGGCCCAGGGUGAUUUGAUAGGCACCGAGGCCAUUUAUGAAUAUAAUCCGCCCGAGGAUGAUUAUUUCAAUACUCAGGCGAAAUUUGUAUCCGAAACGAAUCGUUGGACACUGCAGGGAGAGAAGGCAUUUGUGAUCUGUCCAGCUGGAGCCCCAGGACAACGACAACUUUUCGUGGUCUUGGCUCAGACCCAACAGCCGAAUGUUCCUGGUCUGAUGGGUCGCGGUUCUACCAUAUUUCUGGUAGAAUCUGAUCAUCCUGGUGUACGCCUGGGCAAGGCACAUGAAACCUUUGGCUAUCGUGAUGCUGAGAUGCGUUCGGUGCACUUUGACAAUGUCCAGUUGAGCGAUGACCAAAUCAUUGGCCUACCCAACGAGGGCAAUCGCUACUCCGAGCAUCUAGUUCGUGCCUCCCGUUUGCGCGGCAGUCAACUGGGCAUAUCUUUGGCAAAACGUCUUCUCCAACAGAUGACCCAAUACAGUUUGGAUACAACACAAUGCGGGACUAAAAUUAAGGAUUUGGAAUUAACACGAGCGCAUUUAUCACGAGCCAUGUGCUCAGUGUACGCCAUGGAUAGCAUGCUCUAUCUCACUGCUGGCCUCUUGGAUGAGUUUCAAGGUCAGGAUGUAACCUUGGAGAGUGCCAUAACAAAAUAUUACACCAUCAAGCAGCUUUAUACAAUUGCCACACAAAAUCUAAGCAUAAUUGGACCCAAAAGUCUGCAUAAAGAUCAAACGGCCGAGCUGGAAUUCCGUAAUGCAGCUCAAUUGUAUACUCUGGGCGAAUCCAUGGAUACAUUGGGCAUGUUUAUAGCCCUCUCAGGUUUACAGCACGCUGGACAAGCUCUGAACGCGGGCGUUAUAAAAUCCCGUAAUCCCCUCUUUCAUCCUGGUCACAUUUUUGGCAAAUUCUUUGAUUCAGCCAGUAUUGAGAAUCCAAAAACUAAAAUGCAAUUAUCCGAUCAUGUUCAUCCCACAUUGGAUCCGGCUGCCCAGUGCAUUGAGCAUUCCAUUGCCCGCCUCCAUAUGGCUGUGGAUCUGAUGCUAACCCGUCACGGCAACUCAGUGGUCGAACGUCAGAAUGAAAUGCAACGUCUGGCCGAAAUUGCCACCCUCAUCUAUGCCAUGUGGGCAUGUGUGGCACGCUCCUCUCGCUCCUAUUGCAUUGGCCUGCCGCUGGCGGAUCAUGAACUUCUCACCGCCUCCGCCAUAUGCACGGAGGGCAAGGAACGCGUCAAGACCCUGUGCACCGAGAUUUUCGAAGGAAAUUUCGUCAAUAAUGAUAACAAUCUUUUGCGCCUAUCCAAUCAGGUGGCCAAAAGCAAAGGAUACUUUGCAGUGCAUCCAUUAACAUUUAAUUUUUAAAUUAAUUUUAAUUGUUGUUGAAAUUGUAAUAGAAAAACAAAUAUAUAUUUAAAUAA
This is a messenger RNA of Drosophila willistoni, 2037 nucleotides long. RefSeq names its product complex I assembly factor ACAD9, mitochondrial (gene Egm). The coding region runs from base 38 to 1981 and encodes 647 amino acids. The record is from RefSeq and is a predicted model, not a curated record. Gene Ontology annotation, molecular function: flavin adenine dinucleotide binding; acyl-CoA dehydrogenase activity. NCBI's taxonomy places the organism in Eukaryota, Metazoa, Arthropoda, Insecta, Diptera, Drosophilidae. The transcript has 4 exons.